AUGCCAAAUCCUCCCACCAGAUACAAUGAGCAGGCAAUCCAACGCCUUGUUGAUUGGAAUUCCGAUGUCAUGGUUCGUCUUCUAAAGCAAGUGGUUGCCAAAAGAGUGGCAUACGGACAGGAGACUUGGGACGUAGAACCUGUUCUGGAACAAGAAGAAGGAAAACUUGUCCUUGAUGAGGUUGCUGAGGUCAUCGACCUUCCGAUGUUCAAAUACUACAGAACUUCUCCAAAUCCAGAUGCUGUCGUUCUUCCAGAGGCAGCCGAGAAACAGCUACGUGAUUAUGUUGCUGCUGUCUCUAAUGCAUACCACGAUAACCCAUACCACUGCCUCCAACAUGCAAGUCAAGUCACAACUGCACUGACCAAGUUGCUUUCUCGAGUCGUCGCGACCUCACUUGACGAGCUUGAUACCGAGCUUGGAGAAGAGUAUGGCACAGAUGAUGACUCUCUUGAAGAUGUCCAAGUGACCGAUAACAUGGCUGCCAUGUUGCAUCACCAUACAUUUGGAAUUGCGUCUGACCCACUCACACAGUUUGGGUUGGUAUUUGCAGCAUUGAUUCAUGCUGUUGACCAUCAAGGGGUGUCCAAUAAAGACGAGCUAAAAGUCAAUCCAGAAGCUGCCGCCCCCUAUGGCAACCGCAGUAUGGUCGAACAACGUUCGAUUAAUAAGGCCUGGAAGAAGCUUAUGGAACCAGAGUUUAAGGAGCUCCGCAGAUGCCUCUACAAAGAUGAAGUGGAGCUCAAGCGUUUCCGUCAAGUUGUCGUCAACGCAGUCUUGGCAACUGAUAUUGAUGAUGCUGAACUCCAAAAUCUCCGAAUGACUCGAUGGGAGAAAACGUUCUCCAGUGGCGUAAGAAUGACUGGACGGGAUACAUUGAAGGAUGUGAACCGAAAAGCUACUAUCGUGAUUGAACAAUUGAUGCAAGCGGCACACAUCAUUCAUACGAUGCAACCGUGGAUUGUCUAUGACAAAUGGUCUCGUCGCCAUUUCCUCGAAAUGCAUAUUGCAUUUAAGGGUGAAAACAGUGCCUCUGAUCCUUCUGCGUCUUGGCUGAAGUCUGAAAUGGACUUUUUUGACAAUUAUGCAAUUCCGUUGGCGAUGCAAUUGAAGGAUUGCGAUGCAUUUGUUGUAAAUCAAGAUGAGUUCCUCAAUUAUGUAUUGAAGAAUCGACAGCAACUAUCUUCACUAGGAGAAGAGUUGCUCAAAUCGAUGAUAGAGCAAGCGAAGAAGGACGACAAGGUGGAGGAGCAAACUGGUUCCGAUCAUCUCAUCUUUAAUCCAGAGACUCGCAUGCUUGAUAACUUGCACAAUGACGGAAAGGUCUCAAGACAUCUACAGCACCUUAUCGACUGGAACGUUGAAAUACUUGGAAUGGCUGUGAAACGGAUCGUUGCCAAGAAUAAUGCCACUGGUGAUACUGGAAACAAAGAACGUAUCGACCUUGAACUUGAUCUGACUGUCAAGAUUGUGGAUGAAGUUGCAGAUGUUAUUGCUUUCCCUGACUUUGAUGCAUCCACGGCACCAGCUAUGCUGGAUACUUCUGCAGAGCUCGAUGUCGUCAUCACAUCUCAGCUUCGAGAGUUUGUGACAGACAUCGCCACAAGAUUCAAGAGCAAUCCAUUCCAUUGCUUGGAUCGUGGAACACAAAUCUGUAUGUCGGCGAAGAAGCUUCUCGGUCGACUCAUGACCAAGACACCAGAAGAAUCUUCAGAAGAUAUCUACUCCAAGAGCUUUGGUAUUGCAUCUGAUCCGCUUGCCCAACUGGCAGUAGUGUUUGCUGCGCUCAUCAUUGAUGUCGAUCACCAAGGCAUCCCAAACAGUCAGCAUGUUUUUGAGAACUCGUACCUUGCUGACAAGUUCAAGAAUCGAUGCAUCAGCCAGCAGCAUGCUCUCGACAUCUGCUGGGGACAUUUCAUGCACGGCGAAUUUGAUGAAUUGCGCGCAUCAAUCUUCUCUACCGCAAGCGAGUUGAAACGAUUCCGUCAAAUCGUCGUCAAUUGCAUUUUGGCAACUGAUCUUGAGGAUGAUGAACUUGUCCACUUCCGUAAGAAGCGUUGGGAUAAGGCAUUUAUCGCUGGUCGUAGGGAUGAAUCAGUUGAAAACAGGAAUAGAAGAGCCACCAUCUUGCUUGAAAUGAUCGCGCAAUCGGCCGAUAUGUUCCAUGCCACACAGAACUGGCACCUUUACACAAAGUGGAAUGAACGCCAUUUUUCGGAAAUGUACAAAGUCUAUCAAGACAAACGCCUCAAACAGGAUCCCACAAUUUUCUGGUACAAGAGUGAGCUACUUUUCUUUGACGAGCAUGCCAUUCCUCUUGCCAAUCAAUUGAAGGAAUGCGGUUGCUUUGGAAAUACUUCAGAAGAGUACUUGAGUUGGGCUCUCGCCAACCGACAGCAGUGGGCCGCAAAGGGCAAUGAACUCGUUGCCUCUAUUGUGGCUCGACACCUUGGAAAGCAGAUUGAAAAGCAGAGAUCUGUCAGGUUCCAUCGUCGCGUCAGUCUCAGUGCCAAACAAGCGUAG
Messenger RNA from Cylindrotheca closterium, 2523 nucleotides. NCBI's taxonomy places the organism in Eukaryota, Bacillariophyta, Bacillariophyceae, Bacillariales, Bacillariaceae. The record is from the annotation of a GenBank genome assembly.